AAAAAUUCUAAUUCUGACUAUUGAGUCCUUCCUAGAAAUACAUGAAAAAUAUAUAACCUCCGCGGGGAGCGAGUAUAUAUUAUCUCAUUUAGCCGCUCAUAUAUAGCAUCUUAGGUGGAUGAUAAACUGUUCAAUGGCAGCAACAUUCGGCAUAGUUCUUUUUAUUUCAUGGGUGAAUCUUCUUUUACUGCUCCUCCUCAGCUACUCUGUUCACUCGCGAACGAUCAUCGAAAACCUACCAGGUUUCGAUGGUCCUCUCCCAUUUAAACUCGAAACCGGCUACACCGGGAUAGGAGAAAGAGAUGACAUACAAAUAUUUUACUAUUUCGUGGAGUCGGAGAGGAACCCUAGGGAAGAUCCGGUGGUGAUUUGGAUUCCCGGUGGUCCGGGUUGUUCUACUCUCCGCACAUUUUUUUACCAGCACGGUCCACUCAAAUUUAACUACAUGAAGUCCACAGGGAAAAAGAUGAUGCUGGAGUUGAACCCAUAUUCGUGGACAAAGGUUUCAAAUGUAUUAUAUUUAGACACACCUGUUGGGGCUGGGUUUUCAUAUGCAAGAACUUCGAAUGCCUUGAAAUCAAGUGACACAAUAUCAUCAAAACAUGUCUAUGAUUUUUUGAGAAAGUGGUUCAAUGAUCAUCCAGGAUUUAUGAGCAACCCAGUAUACAUUGGUGGCGUAUCCUACUCUGGCAUAGUUGUUCCAAUCAUCACUCAAGAGAUCUACAAUGGGAAUGAAGCUGGAAACAAACCGGAAAUAAACAUCAAAGGAUAUUUCCUCGGCAAUCCUCUAACCGACAGAGAUAUAGACUCUAACUCCAAGAUCCCGUAUGCUUAUGAAGUUGCACUGUUAUCUCGUCAACUCUACGAGUCAGCCAGAGAACAUUGUUCAGGUGACUACAUGAAUCCGAUGAACGCAUUAUGUGCAAGAGACCUUGACAGAGUGGAGGAGUGCCUCAAGUAUAUAUAUGAACAUCAUAUAUUGGAACCUAUUUGUGAAUCAUCUGAGGAUGAAGCUUCAAGCCCGCUAGUGUUGUAUUCAUUACCGCAGCCGCGGUGUCGAGAGGAAACUUAUAACUACAAUAUCAUAUGGGCUAAUGAAAAAGAUGUGCAAAGAGCUCUCGGUGUCCGUGAGGAGGAAACUUAUAACUACAAUAUCAUAUGGGCUAAUGAAAAAGAUGUGCAAAGAGCUCUCGGUGUCCGUGAGGGGACGGUAAAAGAGUGGGAACAAUGCGACGGAGAUCACUAUUUAUUUGGGAAAAACGAUACCGACACUUACUCAUAUAACGUUGCAAGUUCGAUAGCUUAUCACCGAAACUUGACCAAUAAAAAUUGUCGAGCUCUUAUAUACAGUGGUGAUCAUGACCUGGUAUUUCCACAUAUCGGUACAGAAAAAUGGAUACAUUCUCUGAAUCUAACGGUGGAAAGUGAAUGGGCUCCUUGGUUUGUUGAACAACAAGUAGCCGGAUAUGAAACGACAUAUUCAGACAAUAAUUAUUCAUUGGCAUUCGCUACGGUGAAGGGUGCAGGCCACAACGCUCCAGAGUUUAAGCCUAAAGAAUGUUUAGCCAUGGUGGAUAGAUGGUUCUCCGGAAAUUCUCUCAAGUGGCUCUAAUAUGCACCGAUAUUUUUAAAAGAUAUAAGUUUAUCUUAAUAAUUCAUAUGAUGUAUUGAUAUUUUCAAAAAAUAUAUCUGUAUUAUAUAUAUUUGGGUUAAUAUAUGUUUGAUACAUUGAUUUAUACAUGAUUGAAGUCAAAAAUUUUAAUUUUA
Messenger RNA from Daucus carota subsp. sativus, 1767 nucleotides. RefSeq names its product serine carboxypeptidase-like 17. The record is from RefSeq and is a predicted model, not a curated record. Gene Ontology annotation, biological process: proteolysis; secondary metabolic process. NCBI's taxonomy places the organism in Eukaryota, Viridiplantae, Streptophyta, Magnoliopsida, Apiales, Apiaceae. The transcript is spliced from 15 exons. Bases 119 to 1612 code for a protein of 497 amino acids. Gene Ontology annotation, molecular function: serine-type carboxypeptidase activity; acyltransferase activity, transferring groups other than amino-acyl groups.